GCUGCACUAACAUCUGAGACCAAGUCUAUCAAGACAAAAGAAAAAAACCGGAAUGUGCUCAGGGCGGUUUGUGCAUCCGCACGCAAUGUAGAGGCAGAGUUACCCCGACGAGACUCCCAUAGGAUCUCUCUGUAGACACACCUAUCUAUCCACACAACAUAAUUUACAGUCUUUGGCACUUCGACUCGGUCCGCGAUUAACUCGUCAAUUUACAACGGAUACAUUCAUCAUUAUAUGGGAAAAAUGAUGAUGAAUGUUUGGAUCAUCCUUGUAGCUGCAAGUUCUGCAGUUACAGUCUCUGCAGUUACCACAUAUCAGAAACGCCUAAGCCACGGUGAUUAUUUGUCUCUGGAUCUUCCUGAACGGACAGCUAGGUUGGAGUUCGUUUCUGCCGAUGAGCAAUACCAUGAAACUAUCUGGCAAAGUGGAACUUUUUCCACCGGUAGAGCCUCGAGAGGUGUCGUGUCCUCCGUCAAUAAUGGCUAUACCUUUAGAAUCAAUCAUGUUACGUUUGAGGACCAGGGGACAUACACCCUUCGCAAUGCAUUUACUGGUACUACUAACGCAAUCUCCAUCUAUGUAGUGAGAGUCGAAACCAGAAGAAGAAUCAUUGAACGUGUCCCAGGUGAAACCCUCACCAUACCUUUGGAUGGAAUCAAGAUGGUUGAUGCCAAUCUUCGCUUUUACAGCAAUUAUUCAACUAUCAAUCUGGUGGAGCAUGGAGUCCCUGUGGGUAAAGAAAACGCGGACUACAUCGGUCGGCUAAGAAAUUACUAUGAUAGUAUUCAGGUGCUUAAUGUCAAUGUGUCAGAUCUGGGCAGAUACGAACUUAGAGAUCAGAAAGGUCGACCUGUGUCAAACACUACAAUGAUAUUAGUGGAUCGACACAGUAAUUUUACCCCAAAUAAAGGCCUUUUAGCUCUGCUUCUUCUCGGGAUUCCUGGCGGCAUCUGCUUCUGCUGCAGGAAGAAAGUCUGCAAAUGUUGUUAUAAGGAUAAAUCAGAGGCGGCGAGUCCCCCGGCUGAGUCUAUACCAAUCUGCCAUCCAGUGACUGAUCCAGCACAGGGUAAUGUGGCUGGUAAUCCCACUAAUCCAGGCCAAAGUCCGAAUUAUUAUCCUCCUCCAAAUCAAGGUCCGAAUCAAUAUCCUCCUCCAAACCAAGGUCCGAAUCAAUAUCCUCCUCCAAACCAAGGUCAGAAUCAGUAUCCUGCUCAGCCACAAUGGAACGGACAGCCUGGUGUUCCUCCUAACCCUGGCUUCAGUGCUGAGUAUCCACCACAGAACCCUCUUUAUCCUCCUGUACCUGGAGUUUCCCCAGCUCAGCCGCCCCAGUGGAGUGGUCCUCCCAACCAGUACAACGCACCUGCAACUGUGAAUUACAAUCCAAUGGUGAACAGCGCUCCACCUGGUGCCACGUCCCCAUUGCUAAACGCUCAACCUGAGUCUGCUGGACUCAGAGCUAACAUGGAUAUCCUGAAUUCCUCUGGCUCCGCUGAUGUCCAGUUCAGCAUUGACAAUGCAAGGUCUCCUACCAACAAUUUCCUGUAGUUCCCUUGACUACUUGCAGUGUCCGUGUAAAAGCCUGACUUGAAAAGGAAACAAAUCUUCCAGCUGUGGACAAGAUUCAUGCAAAACCCAAGCCUUUAAUCAAUUUAGACUACUGUUUUAUUUAACAUUAGUGCAGAUGCACCGAUAUAGUCGGUAAUGGUCGAUGAGCAAUUUUCUAUCAGCAGAUAUUUAAAAACAGCCGAUAGUCAUGGGCGAAAUAUUGUGUUAAUCAAAAGAGAACAAGAAAAUAAAAUGAAAAUGUAAAAAAAACCCAUCACUAGUCUAGUUUAAUGUUCACUAUUAUAUUAUUCAAUAUUAUACGAAUGAAUAACGUUUAGAAAAUGUAAUCUUUAGAAUUUAGUUAGAAUGCAAGUUUAUAUAACCACCAAUCAUUCGGUAUCGGCAGUGGAAAUUUUUAUAUAUCGGUGCAUCUCUAAACAUUAGUUAUGCAGAUUACUAAAAAUAGGUCAGUAUUGGUUAUCACUGUAAAGAGCAAUGUUAAGUGAUUGUGUCAUAGCUAAAAAAUACUACCUCGGCAAUAAUGAAAAAGGUCUUUGGCAUAGGGAUUCAUCAACACUGUGACUACAAGGCUCAUUAUACUUCUGCGUAGGGCCUACCCGUGGCCUCGACGCCGUACGCGUUGGUUUUCAUUCAUACUUAUGCGUCAUUGUUCGUGUCAAUGUAGGCAGUAUCCACGCGUGUAACCCACAAUAGCCGAAGAAGUAACUUCCCCAGUAAAAUGAAGAAGGAGCUUGUGAAUGUUAUUUGAGAAGACCAGCAGUGAUUGAGGUAAAUAACAUUGUUGCGGUUUGAAUUAAAUAUCAUAUCUCAACUUUGUCCAUCUUUGGUUUUACUGUCGUAAGCGAAAUUCCAGUUGAGGAUCUUUUUGACCUGAUCAUGGGAGGGGUUCUAGCAGACCAAUCGCAGCACUUGCAGUCCGCCAAGCAUUGAUGUGCUGUUACAUUUUGGGAGAGAUGCAUGUCAGGCUAUGCCGGAGGCUACUGUGUAGGGUUCGGGUCUCUGCAUAGGCUACAAUCGACGCAGAAGUAUAAAGCCCCCUUUAGACCUGCAAAAUGUUUUUGCUGUAGGCAAGAUACCAAUUUAGAGGACCGAUAGCUUUUCUAUCUGAAGAAUGAAUGGGCCUUAAAUCUUUAUAACAAUCACAUACUCUUUCUCAGGAUUUAUCUACAUUAGAAGCAAGAUGUUUGUUUACUUAAGACUUUUGCAUAAACCAAGGGUGCCCAAGCUCAGUCCUGGAGGGUCGGUGUCCUGCAGAAUUGAAUCAAACAGCUAAUUAAAGUCCUAAUAGACCCUUUUACUGUUUGUACACAGUGAUGACGUAGAAACGUAUGCGCGCGCAUUUUGGCAACGGAAGUAUGGCAAGAAUCAGCAGUGAAGCAACACAGAGAAAGUUAUUUUAAAAAGUUGACUUUAUCAACUUUUUCAACACAGCUACCACAUCUGUGUACUAUAGUGGAGUGGAUAAAAGGCGUUAGCAGAUGGCCAAAUAUAAAGUGGCCAGAUACAUAUAUAAGUAUAUAAGUAUAUUAUAUUAGUGCAACCAAACGCAACAACCAGACAUUUUGAUGCUGGGAAACCAUUUUGAUAAAUUUCUGAGUUGCUAACACAUUGAACCAUGAACCACUGGGGAACAACACCACUUCCGUUGCAGGCUAUUUGAUCACGCAAGGGUGUAAAAGGGUAUAAGCAUGCUAAAAAACUGUGCUGAGGCAAAUUGAUGCUAAACUUUGCAGGACACCUGCCCUCCAGGACCAAGUUUGGGCACCCCUGGCAUAGACAGACUGUUUGCUUUUUUCAAUCUUCCUAAAACUUUGUAGAUUCUGCUACCACCAUGCAACAGCUUUCAAAGAUGUCAAAGGUUUUUCUUAUCCUACCUCUCUGUAACUCUCUGCUUGUGCGGUCAUAAUAGUUAUGAAAUGACAUGGUUGCGUGACAAUUGCCUACCAUGUGGUUAAAAGUGUGAGCCAGCUUUGUGCCACAGUUCAGGAAGUUAGAUAAAAUCUGUGGCUUGUAUUCUAUAUAGUUUAUACAUAACCCAGUUUACAGUUACUGCAUGUAAUGUUAUAUAUUUGCCUACUGUUUAAGAGAAACGAAAAUAAAAACAUUCUGCCAAUGUAGUUGAAUUUGCUUGAGGCACUUUUACAGUGCUGCUGUACCUUCUAUUGUAGUGAAAAUGACAUAACCUUGAAUCUAAAUGUCAUUAAUCUGUUAACAAGUAAUAACAUGUUUGUACAUAGUUUGUGUAUAACCUGCAUAUUGAUGCCUUACUAACACCAAAUAUUAACUGGCCUACCCUUGAGCUUACGUAACCUAUUAGCUGUGACACUGCCCAAACAGCCAACGCUUACAAUUUUCUGUAUUUUUUUAUAUCGUUCAUGUAUAUAUUAAAUGUUUAGGUUUUUUAUUUUGCCGGUGGUGGCUAGUGGGAGGUGCUGUUAUUCUUUUCCUUCUGAUAUGUUCGACUAUGGCAGUGGUUCUCAAACUGGGGGGCGGGAGCAAUUUCAUAAAAUACGAAUUAAUACGUCAUUAAACGUCAGACAAUAAAAGCUAGCGUUACAUUGUAUCGUUCAAUGUUUUAUUUCAUUCAAGAUCUAAAUUUAAAGCAACACUAUGUAGUUUCCAUGUAAAAAUGACUUACAGCUCCCCCAUGUGGUUGAAAAGCGCAACAGUGCCUUGUAUCAGAUACUCUUCUGCAGGCAGGGGGAGGGGCGGGGCUGUGUGCUCUACCCUCCACCGCCACUUUCAGAGUGUGCUUGUAGCAGCUAGGAGGCUGCUCAGGUUGCAGCAACAUUACAAUUUGUCCAGUUAAAAGUUGUUCUAUCACUGAAAUAAUUUUAGAGACAUUAUUUAAAGGUAAAAAACUACAUAGUGUUGCUUUAAGAUUGUUUUGUCAUAAAUUUUCCUUUGGGGGAACGCCAAAAGAUGCACCCUACACAAAGGGGGCGGACGCCAAAAAGUUUGAGAACCACUGGCCUAUGGAAUGUACUAAACAUUUGCAGUUCAUUUUGGUACACUUAAGACUGUAAUAGGAAGAAUGACAAUAAAAAAGUAUGUUAGACUGA
Molecule: messenger RNA, 4631 nt
Organism: Paramisgurnus dabryanus
Lineage: Eukaryota; Metazoa; Chordata; Actinopteri; Cypriniformes; Cobitidae
Source: RefSeq, a predicted model, not a curated record